AUGGCGGUUUCAACUAUAGCUUUAUACGCGAGUCCACCGAGUAGUGUAUGUUCAACACCGCAUCCAUGUCAGAUUAAUACUCACGCUUCUUAUGAUUUCGAAUUAGGAUCUAGAUCUUCAUCACCGGCGUCGACGGCGACGGCAUCGACGUCGACGAAGCCGGUGAUGGGAGGUCUUUCGUUUUUAUUCUCAUCUCCGUCGGCGGUGAAACAUGUUCCGUUAACUUCAAGCUUUUCCGGCGGCGGUGAAGAUGAUGAAUUGAAGGAGCUGAGUAGUUCGUUUUCUUAUUCUCCGAACAAAUUCGGUGGAUCAUGGAAGAGGGAUCAUCAUCAGAUUCAGAGUCCAGUUUCUGUUUUUCAGUGUCCAGUUUCGUGCAGUAGUAGUAUGGGUACAUUUCGUCCGAUGAGGAGUGGUAGUGGUGGGUUAUUUGAUGGGUUUGUGAGGAGUGCUUUGGGUUCUUCUUGUUUGGAUUAUUUUGAUUCUGCUGGUGUUAAUGUUGUUCGCGGUGGUGUUGGGUUUGAUGGUAGUUCUUCUUCUGGAGUUGUUGAUGAGUUGACUUUUAAUUUGGAAGAUACUUUUGUGGAGCCUUGCUUUGGUUUUGAGUUUGAGCCUUAUGCUAAGAAGUUGUUGAUGAGUGCUCAGUUGAGACACAAGAUCUUUUGUGAAGAGUUUGUUAUUAAGGCUUUCUUUGAAGCUGAGAAAGCACAUAGAGGCCAGAUGAGAGCUAGUGGGGAUCCUUAUUUGCAGCAUUGUUUGGAAACUGCUGUGUUACUGGCUUUGAUUGGUGCGAAUUCGACUGUUGUAGUUGCAGGGCUUUUGCAUGAUACUCUUGACGAUGCAUUUCUCACUUACGAUUAUAUAUUUGGGACGUUUGGAGCUGGCGUUGCUGAUUUAGUUGAAGGGGUUUCUAAACUGAGUCACUUAAGCAAGCUGGCUCGAGACAAUAAUACAGCUAGCAAAUCUGUUGAAGCUGACCGUUUGCAUACAAUGUUCCUUGCCAUGGCAGAUGCAAGAGCUGUCCUAAUUAAAUUGGCAGAUCGAUUACACAAUAUGAUGACUCUAGAUGCAUUACCGGUUGCCAAGCAGCAGAGAUUUGCAAAGGAGACUUUGGAGAUUUUUGCACCUUUGGCCAAUCGCUUAGGAAUAUCUAAUUGGAAGGAACAAUUAGAGAAUUUAUGUUUUAAGCAUCUCAACCCAGUGCAGCACAUGGAGCUUUCGUCAAAGCUUGUGGAAUCGUAUGAUGAUGCAAUGAUUGCUUCUGCAAUUGAGAGAUUAGAGCAAGCACUUAAAGAUGAAUGCAUAUCUUAUCAUGUGAUUUCUGGGCGGCAUAAGAGCUUGUAUAGCAUUUAUUGCAAAAUGUUAAAGAAGAAACUAACCAUAGAUGAUAUCCAUGACAUUAAUGGGCUGCGCUUGAUUGUUGAGAAGGAGGAAGACUGUUACAAAGCCUUAAAAGUUGUUCACCAGUUAUGGUCCGAGGUACCUGGAAAACUGAAAGACUACAUAUGUUGCCCCAAGUUCAAUGGGUAUCAAUCUCUCCACACUGUGGUGAUGGGUGAAGGCAAGGUUCCCCUCGAAGUACAAGUUCGAACAAAAGAUAUGCAUUUACAAGCUGAAUUUGGAUUUGCAGCUCAUUGGAGGUACAAGGAAGAUCACUGUCAGCAUUCUUCUUAUGUGCUUCAGAUGGUUGAGUGGGCUCGAUGGGUUGUCACCUGGCAGUGUGAAACAAUGAGCAAAGAUUCUACUUCUGUUGGAUAUGUCGAUUCAAUCAAGCCACCUUGCAAGUUCCCUUCGCAUGCUGAGAAUUGUCCAUAUUCUUACAAGCCUGAUUGUGGGCAGGAUGGGCCUGUGUUUGUUAUCAUGAUUGAGAACGAUAAGAUGUCUGUCCAAGAAUUUUGUGCAAACUCAACAGUUCUGGAUUUGUUGGAGAGAGCCGGGCGUGCAAGCUCUAGGUUGACAACUUAUAGGUUCCCUCUGAAGGAAGAAUUGAGGCCAAGAUUGAAUCACAAGGCUGUAAGUGAUCCAAAUUGCAAGUUGAAGAUGGGAGAUGUGGUCGAGCUUACACCGGCCAUACCUGACAAGUCUCUGACUGAAUAUAGGGAAGAAAUCCAGCGAAUGUAUGAUCGCGGGCUAACUGUAUCAAGCAUGGGAACUCCUGCUACUGCAAGCAGCAUGGUUGGAACUAGUUGACCCUUGUUUGCCGUUCACAACAUCUAUUCCAACAUUUUAUUUAGUCACAGUUAUGUAUAUAGAUAAAUCUGUACAGAUCAAAAAUAUGUUGUACUAUUAUGAACUUGCUAACUUGAUUCAAUUAUGUGCUGAAUGAUUUAUUUAUUUAGUUGGGCCAAUGGGUUUAAGUUCUAUUUUGA
Messenger RNA from Cicer arietinum (chickpea), 2366 nucleotides. RefSeq names its product probable GTP diphosphokinase RSH2, chloroplastic. The record is from RefSeq and is a predicted model, not a curated record. Gene Ontology annotation, cellular component: chloroplast. Gene Ontology annotation, biological process: guanosine tetraphosphate metabolic process. NCBI's taxonomy places the organism in Eukaryota, Viridiplantae, Streptophyta, Magnoliopsida, Fabales, Fabaceae.